UCUACGAUCCGUACUCCCGUAUAAAGGCCUGGUGGAGGCUAGGCGGGGACGUACGUUCGGACAUGUUUCUCCCUCUCCGCGCCAGCUAGCACCGCCGGAAUGUUGCGUUUGGACUUUGUCUCGCCGCCUUGCUCUGUGUUUUUAUGACAAAGUAGGUCUUAAUUCCACUACAAAUGACCGGGCCAAUGGCGGGUGCGACGACGGGAGGUGCCGGUAUUGUUCCUCGGUAUGAGGACGGCUCAAGCACGGGAGAGGCCCUCUUGUGGGAUUGUGAGGACGAGUGGAGUGGAGAGUUACCGGUUCGAUUCCCGAUUCUCGCGGUCACACGUCAGCAACUCGCCAUGGGCGACCAGCGGCGGGUUCCCUUUGAAGACCCGGCAACCGACUCCAGGCAGCAGGUUCACGGUCAAGACAUUUCAGGGGGAGAAUUCGAAGGAGCGGCGGCGAAAGGGGCCGUCUUACGGGUCGAGCCGCCUACCGCGGUGGAGCUAAGACACUCGUCGGUUACAGAAAGCAGUACCCCCCGACCAACUCGCCCUACGCCGCCCGGUGGCAAGCUGUUAUCACAAGCCGCAAGCGUGGACCUAACCAAAGAAGCGUCAACCUCGUCUCAGGAAGGAGAGAGACUCUUGAGUUUCCCCAAGCAGGACAUCACAAAGGAAGAGUCUUACGAGGAAGACCCGGACAGACUCAAUCUUAAGAGUAUCCUUAGAAUGCUAGAGAAGCCGAGCGACAUGGAAGGUUACGGUUACAAACACAGGUGGCACAUGGAUACGUCGUGUGACGUGUUUCGCGCCAGGCAGCCUUUUUCAGCCGUGCAAAUCGGUUUUAAGAAGACGAUGACAGGUAGAAACCAGGCCAGGGUUACCGUGGGGCCGUCGGGUUAUUUUCUCGGGCAGAGGCCGCGCACCAUGCCGAUGGAUUCUCUCCAGCGUACGGCGUUUCGCCCUCUGGAAGUCCUGCGUCCCGUGUCGGUCUCAAAGUCUUUCGACGACCGAGGCCGGCGGCCCUCCGCCCCUCCCCCUACCAGAGAUUCACACACACAAACUCAGCGGGGACACUUCAACUUCAGAAAUCUUGAACUUCAGAGCCCUUUAAGAGUUUCCCCGCUGCACGAACGUUCUCGUUCUUUUCAAGCCUCACCCAGGAAACUCAAACCGGUGGUGAAACCUUCCACGGCGAGGAGUUGGGACGGUUCGUACGAUCGGACGGUUUCACCGACGUACUGCACGGAUAUUCUUCGGGCCACCCCGCUAGCCAGCCCGAGAGACUCCGCUAAAGCCCUCGCUAUCCACAGCCUUUCUCGUAAAUCCAGGAGGAACGGACAGAAAGAGGAAGCAGACGUUUGGACGUCGCCUAGUCCUGUGGACAGGACAGACUUUAGCGACGGAAGUGACGCGAAACAGUCUGAAAUAUUGAGAGUACCGCAGCACGUAAUAGAGACCGAAGAGAAACACGUCAAGUUUAACAUGAGGAAGGGAAAGUUGACGAGGGAAGACACCUUUCUUUCCGACAUGGAGCCGAGAUACGUGGACUACACCUUGAGACAGCAGAACAAAAUGUCGCGGGAGAUGUCAAAACUCUUGAAGAAGUCGCACAAUCCGACCAGACCCCCCGCGAACACACCUGUUCCUGUCACACCUGAGUAUUAAGGAGUCUUGACUCGUGGAAAUGUCUUUAAUAGCCCAAGGUAUAGUACAACACACUGGU
Molecule: messenger RNA, 1710 nt
Organism: Branchiostoma belcheri (Belcher's lancelet)
Lineage: Eukaryota; Metazoa; Chordata; Leptocardii; Amphioxiformes; Branchiostomatidae
Exons: 1
Coding region: 174-1652 (492 amino acids)
Source: RefSeq, a predicted model, not a curated record